Messenger RNA from Ahaetulla prasina, 10800 nucleotides. It is a transcript of the gene IFT27, whose product is annotated as intraflagellar transport 27. The transcript has 7 exons. NCBI's taxonomy places the organism in Eukaryota, Metazoa, Chordata, Lepidosauria, Squamata, Colubridae. Gene Ontology annotation, molecular function: GTPase activity; GTP binding. Bases 342 to 902 code for a protein of 186 amino acids. The record is from RefSeq and is a predicted model, not a curated record. Gene Ontology annotation, cellular component: Golgi apparatus.
GCGAAUGAAGGGAAGGGUAGCGGGGUUCUUCGUGUGCUGUUGCUAAGAUAGCUUCGGCUUGUGUUUCCCUGCGACUGAGAAGAAAAGGCGGUUAUUGUGUCCUCCACAGUGGAACUCAUAAAGGCCUUUUUUCUAGCAGGGUCUCCAGAGGGACUCACUCACUUUCUCUCUCUCUCUCUCUCCCCCCCCCCCCAUAUCAACCACCCCACCCCACCGGCUUCCAUGAGUGUGUGAUGUCUCUGGGCUCCAUUUAAUUUUUAAAAUCUCAGCCCUCAUAAAUGCACGUCUCUUCCUUCAGCUUCCCCGAAGGCCCAUUUUUAUGGUGAAGAUCAAUACAGGCCAUGGUGAAACUGGCUGCCAAAUGCAUCGUGGCGGGUGAUUCAACUGUGGGGAAGACUGCUUUGGUCCAGAUGUUCUGUAAUGAUGGGGCUCAUUUUCAGAAAAACUAUACCCUGACAGUAGGAGUGGAACUAUUGGUGAAGACAGUACCUAUUCCAGGAACAAAUGAUAGCGUGGAACUUUUCCUCUUUGAUUCAGCAGGCAAAGAACUCUUUUCUGAAAUACUAGAUAAAUUGUGGGAACAGCCCAAUGCCCUGUGCCUUGUGUACGAUGUCACCAAUGAGCAAUCUUUCAAUAACUCUGCUAAGUGGCUAGAAAGGCUGAGAAUCCAAACAACAGGCAUUCGUAUUCCAGGUGUCCUGGUGGGCAAUAAGAUUGAUUUAAGUGAUAGGAGAGUUGUAGAGCGCAAACAAGCACAACAGUGGGCAGAAGCAAAUGGCCUGGAAUACUGUGAAAUAUCAGUAAAAGAGAUGGAAAAUUUUGAAGCUCCUUUUCACAUUGUGGCAAAUUCUUUCCACCAAUUGUACAAAGAGAAAGUAGAAAUUUUUCAUUCAUUGGUAUGAGGUGUCCUUAAGUACAAUAUGGUGAAUUAAAAAGAAAACACUCUAACAGGCAAAAUCAUUUGAACAUGGAAAGUAGGUUUUUGUUGUAUGGUCAUUUGCUUUCCAUCAUAGAGAAUUAUAAUUCUUCAACUAUUAUUUCAGAUUUCAUCUGCUUAUUUGUUUUUCCUAUGAUGGACCUUUUUACAAGAAACAUUGUUUUUGGUUAUCAUUUUUACAUGAAUUGAGCGUUUAAAUAUUGUGAAAUAUUUGACAAAUUUCAUAAGGAGAAAUCUAUCAAAAUUAACAAACAUGCCAUUACUCUGAACAUUUCAACAACUCGGACAAUCUGUUUCUUACAAUUGAGUUAUAUCAGGUAAUUUGUUAUUCAGAAAUCAAUAUAAAAGAUAUAUUUCAACUUUAGUUUUCUAAAGGUCAAAAUUCUUAAUCCUUAAAAAACUUUUCUUCUGUAACUUUUUUUCUGCCAUCUCAAAAUAUCAUUUGGUGGAAUUCUAUUUGUAUGUUAGUAAUUAAAACCAUUCUUAUAGGCCUUUUUUGUUGCCUUUUCUAACUUCAGGGGUACCAAUUAUUUUAAUGGAGGAAAAAGGUUGAGACACCACUUUGCAAAAUGUCAUUCAUAGUACUAUAUUCUAAAAAUAUUGCAGGUUAGUAGAUCAAUUUUCCAGGGUUUUUUCAUAUCUUACUAGUAUUCAUAUCAUAAAACUAACUGGUGGACUUUUAACAUCAUUAUAAUGGUAUACAAAGAAUCUGCUGGGAAUAAUAAAGAAUGUGUUUUUUAAACUGAAAAAUUAUACUGGAAAGACUUGUCAUAAUGAGCUGGGGGCUCAGAGCAGGUCAUUGCACAUAGUUCCAAAAGAUCCUAUUGUUGUUGUUUUUAAAAAGCCUUUCAAUAAUGAUUCUGCCAGCUAGAAAUGGGACAGAUAUCCAUCAUAGAUUUAAUUUCAAACAAAAAUUAUAGAAAUCCACAGAUAUUGAAUUUGGCAUAUCUUACUACAUACAAAAUGAGUGAACCAAAAAUGAAGUUGGUGCAUUGCUUGGGUAAAUUUGAAUUAUAUGAAAAAGGUAGGAUUUCAGACUAUCAGGUCUUCAAUGCUACCAGAGGAGAACACAUUUUAUUCCUGUUGCAAGAAAUGGAUAGUUCUGCCUAAGUCUACUUGCUUCUAAUUUACUUGAGUUGCUUUCCAAAACAUUGCUCUUCUUGAACUAGCUUGCUUUCUUUUUUUCUUGUAUGGCUGCUCAGUGCUCUUUGCAAAAGGUCAUCUGGCUCAUUAAGAAAGCAAAAUCUGCAAUUUAAAGACCAUAUCAAAUGUUUUUAACAAGUUUGAGUUGAAUAGUUAGGUCACAAGCUACAGUAUUCUGAGUGUAUCAAUAUUUAAUUAAAUGUAUCUUUCAGAUUUAAAUCUAUUAACUAUACCCUAGAGCUGUGCACCUUUCCUGACCACCUGAAUCUGUAUGUUUAGACACAAAGCAAUUUUAAAUUACCCUUGAAAUUGCUGCACAAAACCUUUGAGAGAUACAGCUUUGACGCUUGAGCAGUAGGUUUGAUGGCACGCUUUGGUUAUUUCACAAAGUGCUUUGCACAGCCCAGCUGUACCCUGCUGUAUUCCACAUACACUUAUUAAUAUUAAUGUUGCUACAUAUUGCUGGAUACAUAUUGCUGAUAAGAGAUCAACAGGUAAUUAAUACAUUAAUUAUUUCAGUAUAUAGUUAGCUAUGUUUGGUAACUUCAAGUGGAUAUUGCAUUCCUCUUAUUACUACCAUUGUUGACUUCCAUGUUCUAAGUGCACUUUGUUAAGCUGAAAUAAUUGGUAGAGAAAAUUGCAGAUUGAAAAUGUUGGGCAGUUUGGAAAUACCAUAUUUUUAAUCCUGCAUUGGAAGUUAGAAUCGUCAAAGGUUUUCCAUUCCUGGUUUUGUUAUCAUGAUCCUGAAGGAAGAUUUAUAUUUGGGAUAUUCAGAUAUGAAAUUUUCUUAACCUUUUUGAGCUACUGUCCUAUUUACUUGUCAGGUGGCAGCAUGAAUGAAAAAAGGCGUGAUUGCAUGUGAAGUUCAUUUGACGAUACUGCUUCUCCAAGGAGUAAAGAAACAAUGGUCAAAUUCAGGUUAGCAAGCAAGCAAGCAGACAUGGAAUCUUUAGUGGAUUUGAUGAAUUUGUGCUUUUAAAAAUCCAUGCAAGUUUUUUUUAAAAAGUAGCAGAUCAUUUCUUAGAACUGAUCUAAUAUGCCCACUCGUAUAGUAAAAUGUACAUGAAUUGAAUCCAAGCCAUUGAUAACCAUUUAUUGUGAUUGUAUAAUGAGCUCAGUGGCCACAUGGAGCAUUGCAUAUAGUUGAUGGCAGAAAUAACACAAUAUGAUUGACAGAUGAUAUACCUGAAAUGGCUUAUUUCAUAAGUCAUAAUGGAGAUAGCCCAGUUCAACGUCAUACUUGGUUCUGGAUUAACAUUAAGAAAAUCAAAUCCAUAAUCUAACAUAGGAAAAACAUAAACAUUUGUAACUUGAAAUAUAACAUUUAUAUGUAAUCUAGACUGUUCCUUUAAAAAAUAUUUUUCUUUGAACUAUCUGUAUUUUUAGGGACAAUUAACAAGUAAAUGAUGCUGCAAUAAUAGUCUUUACAUUGGUAUUCCAAAUUUCAUUUAUGGCUAAUAAGCCCUCCCACUUUUUGAUUAAUUUCUAGCAUUCUUUGUCUUUUCAAUUUUAUAUACUGAUUUUAAUAUUUUAUUGUACAGACUUCCCCUGUGAGAGAUGCACAGCUCUUGAAUAUAAACAAAUGUAUGAAUGUGUCAAAGGGGCAGAUUAAACUCGGCUUUAGUGGGAGAGUAUUACAUUUAAAAGCUCAGUCUCUAAACAAAGCUCUUUCUAUUCUCUAUAUUAUCAUGGUUGGAGAUCUAAGAACUGUUUUCUUAGGCAAGAAUUGAACCAUAACAGCUUCUACUACGGUUGAUAGUUGAUAGUGCUUGAAUUCAGCCUAGUACUGAAUAGAGUACAGUGGUAACCUUGACAAAUUUUAAGAUUAAAAUCAUAAUCCCUAACCCUUCAUUUUAUAUAUAUGAAUAAUAAUAUAAUAACUGAAUAUUGUUCCCUCUUGCAUCAAAGAGAAUCAAAAUGAGAUAUUCUUGAAUUUAUUUUUUUCACUCUCCUCUCUCUCUCUCUCUCUCUCUCUCUCUCUCUCUCUCUCUCUCUCUCUCUCCCCCCCCCCCCCACCUCGUUUAUGUAAUCAUUCUUGCAAUGCUCCUUUAACACUAUCUUCAUAUUACACUACAUGGUGUGGCUUUCAUUCCUUACGGAUAGGAAAAAUGGCUAAACAGAAGUGACAGCUAGCAGAAAAGAAGGGAUAGAGAGCACAUAGUUAAAGAAGACUUCAUGGGAACAGGCUACUUUCUAUAAACCUGUUUUUCUUCACCAAGCAGAAACUCUACUAAUUAUUUAUUGGUUCUGGGUUUGUUACUUAUGAAUGUUAUCAAUGUGGAAAAUAUUACAAAUUUUAGCACUGGGCAUGAGUCUUAGCCUGUUCGUAAAGCCCAUCAUCUCUGUCUCAAUGUUGUCCUGUUUUUAGUUGACCAAGAAUAUUUUUAUAUAAAAUCCUAGAUAGAGUCUAGGAUUUUUCCAGCCAUUGGUAUGUUCCAGAUGAUACUGACACCAAAAUUAUUAUUUACUUCACAGUUCUAGGAAACAAUUGAAAUGUGAUAAUCAAGAGUAUUAAUAUGAUUUAAAAUAAAUUCGAAUUGGGGUUAUCCUAAGCAGGCAUCCCCUUCAUUCUCCUAGCAAGACUGCUUUCAUUUAUUUUACCAUCUGCUCUUCAGUGCUGGAGAUGAUGCUGGAGAUAUGUGACUUGGGGCACUCAGGCGGAAACUGGCCUGCACAAGGCCAGGCAUGUGUUUGUCUCCUAGCAAUGCAGCGGUCAGCAACAAUUUUUUUUUGCUGCCAUAUCGGAGAGCAAGAGCUUGGAAAUAUUUGAGAUGCUAUAAGAUGGGCUGUAGGAAAGCAAGAUUUGGGGAGGGUCAGAGAAGACAAGCAACUGUGGUACGAAGGCAGACUGAUAGGCUACAUAUAGAUGUAAUAAAAGAGAUUAAAUAAUCAGAUCAUUUAAAGAUACUGAGAUAUUAGAAGACAGGGAUACACGGAGUUGGUAGUUGCUGAUAAAAUGACUUCAUCUGUCCCUCUAGCAGUGAAGAAAUAGGAACAGCAUGAAUCAAGAUUGAUGGUUGGAAAUGCCACAACAAAGCAAGAACAAUUCUACCACAUGUGGCGGUUAUGUUAAAAACCUCAAAGGUAUCAUAAAGAAAUAAUCAACAUAUUCAAAAAAAAAUCCAAACAAUACAUUUCAAACUGCAGCCAUAUAUAUUUUUAUUAGGUAUGAUUCCAGAAACAAAACAAAAUAAAAAAAUCACAGUUUGCUAAGAUAUUUGUUAACAAUUGCAAAAGCAAACUUGUCACAACACUGGAAAAAAGAAAUCUUGAUGAUGUCAGAUUGGGAUACUAAAAUUGGAGCAUAAGCUGUAAUGGCAAAAUGGACAGUAUAUCUGGGUCAACUACUACAUGACCCAGACAGCAGGGUUUUUUUCAGAAUUUCUGUAUUAUAUGAGGAUAUUUUGUGCAAAUGGUUCUUGUGGCAGUAAUAUCGGUGAUAAUUCUCACAUUCUUCUAAAGCAAGGGUACCAUCAAGAAAGCCUCCAGAGGUAUGGCUUCAAUGCACAGGUAACUAGGAAGUGGUUAUCAGGCAUUGGGUGAUAUCAGCAGGGCCCCUUUUGUUAACAUCUUUUCAUCAUAACGUGGGGACCCUACUAUCUUCCCAAGCAAUUGGAACUUCAACAGGAAUGAGCAUGUUUGGAUGGACUAUAUGGCUGAUGAAGUAAAAACAGAUCCAACAGUAAGUUUGAUUGCUGACAGCUGAUUAACAUUUAAAGAGAUUCUUUGCUCCUUAAGAUCUAGUUUCCAUGCUAUGAAGAAGCAGCAGGAUGAAAUGGAUGAGCAGCAUAGAUUCUCAAGCACCACCUGCAGAGUGACCCAAGAUAAGGUGUUGGAAUUGGAAUGGAGGCUUCACAAGUCCUCAAGCUGUUAAUACAUCAAUUUAAUGCAUCUUCACUGCAUCAGAGGAUGCAUAUUGACAGAUCUGUUAGGACAUGUCUACAGAUGUCCUAACAUUUCCAUGACACUAUGGUAUGAGGAACUGAUAGCCAAAGGAACUGUGAUGGCUUCUCAUUAGCCAAGAUGCCUGUUGAGGUUAGAAUUUCAAGACCUAUAGUCCAUGCAAGAAAAGAUGUCUUAUUUACAUCCCAGUAGAUGAACAGCAGGAGCCAAAUUAUAUUACUUAAGACAAGUUCUAAAGAGCUAGAUAGGCAUCAGAGAAAGGGGAAUUGAUUUUAUUAUAUUCUAGCUGUUAAAGUAAAAUGAGUUUAGCUUAUCUCUCUCUAAGAUGAGUUAGAAAAGCUUUCCCUGCCUGAACAAAUGGGAGUGGAAGAAGCCACAUAGCUUUAUAAAAAGGAAUAGUCUUAUUACAUCACUGCGUACGUGUGCUUAUACACCAUACCCCAAGACCAUAACAAGGUGAGCUAAUUCUUUUCUAAAGCAGCUAGGCUUCCAUUCAAAUAUUUUUACAAAUGUUCAUCCAGUUCAGUAAGGAUGAUAUACUUCCUAUAAUUUCUGGGCAAAGACCCAAAUACAGUCCUACAACUCGUAGAACCAUAUUUAGUCUUGCAUAAAUUGAAUGCAGCAUUUGUGUUGGUUUAUGGUUCAGUGUGUCUUACGAAUCCAGAAAAUUGGGUUAAUUGAAUAAACCAUGGUUUUGUACAUAAUGAAUAAACUUUGCUUAAACACAGCCAAAAAGCUGUAUUCAGUUUAUAUUCAUCAUAACUCACUAUGGGCAGUCCUCAACUUAAAACCAUUUAGUACCAUUCAAAGUUACAAAAGCAUUUUUUCAAGUGAGCUUAUGACUCUUUUCACAUGACCGUUGCAGCAUCCCCCAUGGUCACAUGAUCAAAAUUUGGAUGUUUUGUAACUGGCAUGUAUUUAUGAUAGUUGCAGUGUCCAGGGAUCAGGUGAUCACCUUUUGCAAUCUUAUGAAAAGCAAAGUCAGUGGGAAAGCCAGAUUCCCUUAACAACCGUAUACACCAUACACUGCAUCUUAAAUGCAGUGAUUCGCUUAAUGACUGGUAAGAAAGAUUGUAUAGCGGGACAAAACUCACUUAAGAACUGUUCUGCUUAGCAAAGGAUAUUUGGGGUCAAGUGGUCAUAAGUUGAGGACAACCUGUAACAGCAUUGCUUUUUAUUCCUCUGUAAAUAUGUAGGGAACAUACAUAAAAGUACUUCUGUGAUAUAUAUCAUGUUUAUAUUAACUGUCCAUAAAACCAGUCAUUUCCUUAAACAUGGACACUUAUGCCUAAUGUGAUAAUUUAUUUCUACUUAAAAUUUAAUUGUUAACCAGGUUUAUGAUUAACCAUUAUACUUAGCUUUAAUAUCAAUCAAACUAUAGAAACUAGUAGAAACUGAAAAUGGUUUGUCUUUAAGGGCAAGCUGUCUUGUUACUUAUGAAUAAAUACUGAUCUCUUUAACUAGUAGAGUUUGUUUUAGCUAAUGUUGUUUGUAAUGAAAUUUAGCUUUAUGGUGCUUUUCUUAGCAACUAAUGUCAGAAACUGAAGUCUAGCUAGGAUUAUGUUUCAUAAGCUCAUUUAUCUUUUUGAUUAUUUUUCUAUAAAGAUAGUGUAUGUGUCUAGUGAGCUAUUAAGUAUUUUUUGACAAAGCAGUUCUGCUUGCUUUUGUAAAUCCACAUGAUCCGUCCUCGUUUACUCAAGUUUGCUUUUCAUGCUUGUGUAUCUUAAUAUGCCACUCAACUGUAUAGAAGAGACACAUUAACUCAGCUGUAGUUUAAAAGGGUAAAAGUAAUUAAGGUUCCUCUUUUUAAUUUUAUAGAUGUCAUAUCAGUUUGGUCAUACAAAUAAUUGAUGAGUAGUGGCAAUUUCAGGGAGAAAUAUUUCCAUCAAAUCCAUAUUGGUGUAUAUGCAGCAGUCAAAGAGACUGUGUGGCAGAAAUGUUGGUAUUCUGAACAAAUUAAACAGCACUUGGUAAUUGGUUAUGAUGUGUCGUUAUAUGGUGUUAUUCCUGCAGCCUGAAUGCAUUUUUUUUAAAGCAGACCCCCCCCCCAAAAUUGUAUCCAAAUUUCACUUCUCCAUCUCUCAUUUUAACAUGCUGAAAAGUCUUAUCUGCACUUUUCAUAACAAUAUGUAAUAUUGUAAUAUGGAAUUCCCUUUAUCAGCUUUACAGAAGCAGCUCCAACUUUGUUGAAAUGUGCUUUUUUUCACUUUUUUUAAAAUCCAUGACAUGAGAACCCAAGAUAGCUUACACACUAAGCUACCUACUUUUAUCUCAGAACAGCAACUUUAGGAGGUGAAUUGUGCUAAAAGUGACAGUCACAAAGCUACUGAAAGAUCUUUGGAGUUUAUUGGGACUUGAUUCUAGAUCUCUCUGGUUCCAGUCUAAUAUUUCAAUCACUCCAUUGCACUGGCUAAUGCAUCUGAAUGAGCAAUAAUAGCUGAUAUACUUAUUGCCUGUGCAUUUCAAACUGCAUUUCACACUGGUUACUUUUAAAUAUUUCAUUCAGAGGAAAUAAUUGUUGUGAAAAUAUUUUUUUUUCUUUUUGUGUUAAUUUAUUAGUAUUACCUUUUCAUUCUUCCUGGUUUCCCUUCCUCUACUAAUGAAUGUCACUUCUCUUCUGUUCCUUUAUAUAAUACUUCUCAUAUACAGUAUUACUCUCAGCUCUGUAUUUACCCCUUCUAAAUCCCUUUUACCUCCUUUUAGUCCAUCUCCUUCUAUUGCUAUUGAAGUAAAGUGAGAAUACUGUCAGCAUCAUAAGGGGACAAGCUGUAAAACUGCAAAUCCCAGCGGGUUAAGUUGUGAUCCAUUUCAUUUCUACUUUGUCCUUGAAUGUGCAAAGGUGUUUAUUCAAGGGGGAGGGGCUGUACUGUAUUUGUGUCAAAAGAGAAUACAGCCCAGAACAAAUGGAGCUAACGAUGAAUAUAGGCCAAUUAUAGAUAAGACUCUAUGUAAAACUGGAGUAUCUUGCGGCUUUGGGCAAGCUACCAAGAACAUGGCAUAUAGCAGAAAUCACACGGAUAAGAUAUAUUGGAUGCUUUAUCCUUCUGUUGAAGAUGUGUUAUUUGCAUGUGUGGCUGCUGUAAAAGGACAAUCUCUACUUUCUGCAAAAGGCAAUCAUAGCAAUUCUUGGAUUCAUUGCAUAUAAAAUAAAGGUUGUCUCAAGAUUAGUCUGGCUUUUCAUUGCAGCAUGAACACUUUGUGACUUAUAGUUCACUCCAAUCCAAAAUGACUAUGGAUAUCUUACAUUCCCCUUUUCCAGUAAGAAGGUUAAAAAUGAAAAAUAAUAACACAGGAUAACCAUUAAAACUUAAUUUAAAAUCACAAAAGGUGUUGCACCCAAUCAAUACUCAAAAUAACAAAACGUAAUCUGUCAAAAGGGGACUUUUAUCAGUCAUUCCCAGGACCUGCUUAGUCUGGUUUUAAUGGCUUUCUUAAAAGUCAAAAAUGGGAGCUACAACUGAGGAACUUCAACUUCAUGGCCCUGAAGAUGAUUGUUUCUAAGAAAAUGGACCCAGAGCCAGCCUAACCCUGACUAUACCUGUACAUUAUGAAAAAGUCAUACAUCAUAAUUGGCAAUUGAUGAGGGCAAUUUUGUGUUUCACCACUAUGGAGAAGCUCCAUUGAAACCAAUACAUCUUGAACCUCUAGAAGAAAGAUAGGUUAUAAAAUAUGAAUAGAUAUGCUCCUGGACACUCUUUGAUGUUACGCCUAUCAACAAUUGAAAUGACAUGUGUUUUUCAUUUAUAUCCCUUUCUAUUAUAUUUGAGGCUGUGGCCUUGAAAACACUAGAUAAUCCUUUUGAAUAUCUUGAGGUUUACUUCUGAGUAAACACAUAUGGAAUUGUAACAUAAAUUGGGAAGGGAGUGUAUAAAGAGUUUUUAUAUAUACAAUAUUUCUGAUUAACAUUUUGCUUAUUUUGUCAUAACAGGAGAUAUGAUUAGUCACAGGCAACCAGAUGUUUAGACUGGUAUUUGGCAUUUUUAUCCACCAGAGUCUUUCCCAAGGACCUGGGACAAGCAGUUGUGGAUUUUUGAUGUUGUUACAGUUAUGAUCAUGAGAUGUAAAUUGUUCCAAGUAAAGCUGCCUUUUGCAAAUCACUGUUGGUGAUUUGUCAGUGUAGAUGAUGUUCAAAUGAUGCUCCAGAUGUUUUGGGAUUGCAUAUCAAGGGCCUAUUGCAGUGGUGGGCUGCUGCCGGUUCGGACUGGUUCAAGCAAACCAGUAGUUUCGACCAGUGGCUGGCCCUGCCACAUCCUAUAUAAUAAUCGAUGCCACGCACACUCACAUUUUCUGUUCUGGGUGAACUGGUUAUUACAACUGGCAGCUGGCCACCACCUGCCUAUUGGUACUAUCUUUCAUGUCUGGGACACAGUUGUUCUAUUUGCAAGUUUCUGUAUUUUGUGAUUUUUUAAAAAAAUACAAAUACAUCAAAGAUACUACCAACGGUAAUGGGCCCUUUGCAUGCAAUCCAAAACACAUCUACAUUUUUCUUCCAUUCUGUUGUCUCCAGGCACUGCAACAUCUACAAUUCAGACUUUUUGCCUGUUACUUGUCUGAUUUCUGAAGUCCCAGAGCACUUUAUUUUAUUCAUUUUCUAUUACUUUGCCUAUUUUAUGGUUCCACCAGUUUUUGCUUGCUGACAAAUAGUAUUCCUUGCAGAUAUUCCAAUGCACCAUUGUUGCUGUUUUGUCAUCCAUUGUUUGUAGUCAAUCUAUAGCUGGUCGUUCUUGUGUUGUAGAAAAAUAUUACAUAUUUGUGAAAUUUUAUCUUUUGAGUAUUUUACUUUGGAAUAUUAAUAUGUCUCAUUGCAAUAGACAUUU